Erinaceus europaeus (western European hedgehog) is the source of this 2985-nucleotide messenger RNA. RefSeq names its product tetraspanin 12 (gene TSPAN12). Lineage: Eukaryota; Metazoa; Chordata; Mammalia; Eulipotyphla; Erinaceidae. Bases 663 to 1742 code for a protein of 359 amino acids. Gene Ontology annotation, cellular component: membrane. The record is from RefSeq and is a predicted model, not a curated record. The transcript has 9 exons.
GGGAGCCUCACCCAGCGUCUGCACAGCUGCAUGGGCCCUAAUUCCCUUUGCGCCCCUCCCCGCCGCCCGCCCCAAGAUAAUCCAUCAUUCUGUGGCCGAAACAUUAUUUCUCACGUUCUCCCCAGGAAACCCUAGUCGCCGGGCGGAAUCCCAAUUCAGCACAGCGUGGCCUCCAGAACCCCCGCUGUCUCACUGGGAGCUGCAAGGACCGGGUGGCGGGGAUUACGGAAUAGGGAUGGGGGUGGGAGUAGGGGCGGGUGGGGGUGAGUGGGUGGCAGGAACUGUCCUAAUAAGAGGAACGCUGGCAGUUUAGGACUCGCUGGCGGCGCCUGUGACUUCUCCGGGUGGCAGAGUCUGUGUGUGGUUUUUAACCUUUGGGACAGUUUAACCUUUGGGACAGUCCCCUAGAAGGGACAUGAAUUGAAAGAAGUAUUAAAGAGCGUCUCAUAAGAAUGCAGAGGACACCGUCGCGUGUCCCUUGAGAACAGGACUUUGCUGUGCGCCUGCAGUCCACGGAGGAGGAGCCAGUCUCUGCUCUCCCCAGCAGGUGUUAUCGGAAGAGGACUGGGGACUGGGAAAAGUUUAGGAUAAGAUUACUGUUGCUUUGCACCAAAGGGUAGGAUGUGGUGAAAGGAUGGGGCUCCUCUCUCGCUGGGCUCGCAAUGGCCAGAGAAGAUUCCGUCAAGUGCUUGCGCUGCCUGCUGUACGCGCUCAAUCUGCUCUUUUGGCUAAUGUCCAUCAGUGUGUUGGCAGUUUCGGCUUGGAUGCGGGACUACCUAAAUAAUGUUCUGACUUUAACUGCGGAAACAAGGGUGGAGGAAGCUGUCAUCUUGACUUACUUUCCUGUGGUUCACCCGGUCAUGAUUGCUGUUUGUUGUUUCCUUAUCAUUGUGGGGAUGUUAGGAUACUGUGGAACACUGAAAAGAAAUCUGUUGCUUCUUGCAUGGUACUUUGGAAGUUUACUUGUCAUUUUCUGUGUAGAAUUGGCUUGUGGUGUUUGGACAUAUGAGCAGGAAAUUAUGGUUCCAGUUCAGUGGUCUGACAUGAUCACUUUGAAAGCCAGAAUGACAAACUAUGGCUUACCUAGAUACCGAUGGCUUACUCAUGCUUGGAAUUUUUUUCAGAGAGAGUUUAAGUGCUGUGGAGUGGUGUAUUUUACGGACUGGUUGGAAAUGACAGAGAUGGACUGGCCUCCAGAUUCCUGCUGUGUUAGGGAAUUUCCAGGAUGUUCCAAACAGGCCCACCAGGAAGAUCUCAGUGACCUUUAUCAAGAGCUUCUCAGUGAUUUUCAUGCUAAUUUGAAAAAAUGUAAGAAUAGACUUGACCAUGCAAUGGAAAGAAUCUCUGUGCUAGAAGAAAAAAUGAUCAUAAUUUCUCAAAUGGAAGAAUACAGAGAAAUUUGGUUUAGGAGAAAUGAAGUAACCACAAGGAAUAUGGGUUGUGGAAAGAAAAUGUAUUCAUUUUUGAGAGGAACCAAACAACUGCAAGUGCUAAGAUUUCUGGGAAUCUCCAUUGGAGUGACACAAAUUCUGGCCAUGAUUCUUACCAUUACACUGCUCUGGGCUCUCUAUUAUGAUAGAAGAGAACCUGGAACAGAGCAAAUGAUGUCCCUGAAGAACGACACCACUCAGCAGCUAUCAUGCCAUUCAGUGGAGCUGUUGAAUCCAAACCUGUCAAGGAUAUUUCAACAUACACCCAUGGCAAACAGCUUUAACACACAUUUUGAAAUGGAGGAGUUAUAAGGAUUCAUUUUACUGGAUGUGUGAAUUCUUGAGCAUAUACUGACCUCUUUCAGAAAUGCGUAGAAAUAAAAAUGUUGCCAUAAACAGAUGCCUGUGCAUGUACUUUUCUACCCCAUAAAAUGAGGACAAAAAGUUCUAUAUCUAAAACUCUACGUGGACAUAAUAGAUGCCCUAUUAAUUCUGAGGCUUGUUCUCAUACCCACUUUGUAGUAUGUGUAAGAUUUUAACUGAACACAGUUAUGCUUUAAGGUUUAUGUUCCAGCAUAGUUAAACACAAUUUCUGCAUGUGUGUCAAUGACCAGCACUAGAGUGGGAUUGGAGGUACCAUAAACAAUUGAUAAUACUUCCAUAAGCUUGCUAGUAAUAUAAAAUACAAUUUAAUUAAUCACACAGGAAGUUAGAUAAUACUAAUAACUUUUAUUACUUGGCAAUAAGUGCUUUUGAGUCUGGAUGGAUUGCACAUAAGAUAACUGAAAAUUGGUGACUACCUUAAUGUGAUUGUUACUGGUUAUUAAAAUAGUCUUACUACUUACAAGGACAAAUUAAUAGUGUCUUAACCUGAUCAGGGAUCUAUGUCUGUACAUAAAUGUAUGUGUUCAAUUUGUAUAAUUCGGUAGAUUUCAGUGCUUAUAAUGUUAAGUUGUGAAAAGAGAUAUACUGUCUUGUAUAGCACAGUUAUUUCUAACUUUUCCGGGUAAUAGAGAUAUAAAAUUCUACCAUGGGUUUAUAAUGUGCACAUAACCAGAAAUUUAAAUACAUAACCACUAAUUUUGAAAUAUUUUCAGUGUAAUACAAAGGGACAAUUAUUAUUCAGGAUGUAGCUUGUUUUGCUAGGAAAUAUUAAUAAGAAAGUUUACAUAUAACUUGGUUUAAAGACUUAAAUACUAUCUUCCAGACCUUUUUUAUUUACACUCAGAUACCUUUUAAAAGAACUUAUCUUUGCUUUUCCAUGCAAGAAACAACAGUUGCCAAGUCUGAAUAUAAUUUUACAGAGAACAGCAUUUCUUUUCUCUAGUAAAAUGCUUUGGGGAAUCAUUAAAAUAAAUGAUAAUUUACUAGAGAGUUUCUUUGCUUUGCUUCACUGAUUAAAAUACUGUGGUGAAUGACAAAGAUAAUAAUUUUUUGCAAGAGUGAAAUAUAUUUAUUUGAAAUGGGAAAAGUGCAUUUUACUGUAUUUUGUGUACUGUGUUUAAUUCUCAGAAAGUGGAAAGAAAAUUAAAAUAUAUUAAUAAAUAAUUAUUAG